CAAGAUAGGGUUUUUGAUCGUCCCGUGCUAGAUGCCGCGACGCCACUGGUGCUGUAGCAAUCCGUGACGAUGAAGAUAACGAUGGAGCAGGGGGAAUGUGGCGGAGAUUCCAGCGCACUGGCGAUUCAUAAGCUGCGCGGCAUUGAAUCGGCGAAUUUCUUCGCGCUCCAGGCGAGGCGCGCGGAUGCGGUGGGAAAUGUGGCGCUGCUGGCGGCAUUUCUCUCCGUGUGAGGAAAUAUUUCGGGCGAUGGGAGCAGUGGUAUUCAGGUUAGCUCUCUUGCUGGUUGUGGUGCUCGGGAGCUUGUCCGAUCUCGCCGAAUGGCCAGCGUCGGUGAAGAUUGGCACACUUCUGGCUCUCAAUUCCACCGCCGGGCACACAGGCAUGGUGGCUAUACAAAUGGCUGUGGAGGAUAUCAACAUCAGGAAUUCGAGCUUCCUCAAUGGGACGAAGCUCGAGAUCAUUACUGCGAAUUCGAAUUGCAGCGCAUUCCAGGGCGCUGCCUCAGCGAUGCGAUUGUUCGAGCAAAACGUGGUUGCGAUUGCUGGGCCUCAGGCGUCAGUGGUGGCCCAUUUCGUCGCACACAUGGCAGCAGCGACGCAGGUCCCGUUAGUGUCAGCGUCUGCCACCGAUCCAACCUUGUCCGAGUAUCAGUUUCCAUUUUUCCUCCGGCUCGCGCGCAGUGAUCGUAUGCAAAUGGAAGCAGUGGCUGGAAUCAUCAGCGUCUACGGGUGGCGAGAAGUUGUGGCCAUUUACAGCGACGACGACUAUGGGACAAAUGGUAUUGACACGCUGGGUGACGCUCUUGUUGGUUUCGGGGCCAGCAUCGUCUUCAAGGCCGCCCUGGAUCCAGCCAUAGACAGGACAGGGAUUAGCAAGAUUCUCGCGGGAGUGGCUCAGAUGGGUACCAGGAUAUUUGUAGUUCAUCUGCAGCCUGCCAUGGGGUUGACGCUGUUUAGCGAGGCCUACUUGCUGAGGAUGCUGGAUAAAGGCUACGUCUGGAUUGCUACCGAAGCGAUCAUAUCGACUUUGGACACAAUCUACCUCGAUAGCAAUUAUGUUCAAGCAACGCAAGGGGUGAUUGGAACUCGUAGCUACGUUCCAAAGUCUCCUCAGCUUGAGGCGUUUGCAACCAGGUGGAAAAAGAUAGCGGAGGAGGAAGGCAGUGGUCUCAUUUAUUCGCAGUACAAUGCGUAUGAUCUGUAUGCUUAUGACAGCAUCUGGAUGAUCGCAUAUGCGGUGAGAAAGUUUCUCCUCAACCGGGGGAACUUUAGCUUUGUGUCGCCGACAGGUUUCCAGGCAAAUUCAGGUGGAGGCUCGGACUUGGCAAAGCUCAAGAUUCUGCUGGAGGGGCAGGCCUUGUUGGAAGACUUCUUGGAGACAAGUUUUGAAGGGGUGUCGGGAUUAGUGCAGCUUGAUAAAAGAGGCGAUCCUUCGGACUCGGCUUUUCAAAUCGUCAAUAUGGUGGGAAAAGGAUUGAGAACAGUGGGGUACUGGACGAAUGCUACAGGCUGUUCGACUGUUGAACCAGGCACCAACGGGAGCAUUAAAAGCGAUGAACAGAAACUUGAGGACGUCAUAUGGCCUGGUGGUGCGGUGCGUGUUCCUCGGGGCUGGAUGGUUCCAAAGAAUGGACGGCCUCUGGUGAUCGGGGUCCCGAACAAGCAAGGAUACAAGGAAUUUGUAGAUACAGCACUUGGACCCGACAAUGCGACAGUCUUUCAUGGUUUCUGCAUCGAUGUUUUUCAGGCAGCGCUCUCGUAUCUUCCUUACACUGUUCCUUAUUCGUUUCAGCUGUAUGGAAACGGGACAUCGACACCGAGCUACGACGAGCUCGUUCAGAAAGUUGUCAACAAGGAAUAUGACGCAGUUGUGGGAGAUAUAACGAUUACAACCAAGCGUGCAAAGAUUGUAGACUUUACACAACCAUAUACUACCUCGGGCCUGGUUGUCGUCGUUCCUCUCAAGAAAGGGGCCACAAACCAUGCUUGGGCUUUUAUGCGACCGUUUACUCCAGCGAUGUGGUUUACAACAGGUGCAUUUUUCUUGUUCACUGGGGUUGUUAUGUGGCUGUUGGAACACAAGAAAAACCGUGACUUCCGUGGUCGACCGAAGAAACAAGUUGUAACAACACUCUGGUUUAGCUUUUCCACGUUGUUUUUCGCUCAAAGUAAGUCAGUUUUCGUGCUUUAUAUCUCAUGUAGGAUCUUGAAACAGCAGGCUUGCAUUUUUGUAGGAGAGGAUGUAAAGAGCACCCUUGGACGGGCCGUGCUUAUUAUCUGGUUGUUUGUUGUUCUCAUUAUCAACUCGAGCUACACUGCCAGUCUCACAUCCAUUCUUACAGUUCAGCAACUGAUGCCGACAAUUCAAAACAUAGCCGGCUUGGUGGCGAGUAAUGUACCUAUAGGAUACCAAGCAGGAUCAUUCGUCGAAGAGUAUUUGCUGCAACUCAACGUCCCGAGGGACAGGCUAGUCCCUCUCGAUUCUUUAUCAGCGUACACCGCAGCUCUCCAGAAAGGUCCAAAGUCAGGUGGCGUGGGAGCUAUAGUGGACGAACUGCCUUACGUGCAGCUUUUUUUGUCGUCAGAGUGCGAUUUCACAAUUGCCGGGCAGCAGUUUACGAAGAGCGGCUGGGGAUUUGCAUUCCAAAAAGGAUCGCAGCUGGCCAUCGACAUGUCAACCGCGAUACUCACACUCGCCGAAAACGGCGAGCUGCAACGCAUCCACGAUACCUGGCUCAACGGAUACGACUGCGGCUCACAGAAGGUGCAAAUCGACUCCAACGAGCUGGGACUGGGGACGUUUUGGGGGCUCUUCCUGAUAACAGGCACGGCUUCCAUCAUCUGCCUGUUCGUUUACUACACCAAGAUGCUGCUACGCUACCGCAGAAUUCUCAAGGCCCAGAAAGAGGAGUGCUCGUCGCCAGACAACAGCAUACAGGAUAACUCCCGGCGCUCCUCGAGCUUCCUCAGGUCCUUCGUCACUUACGUGGAGGAGUCCGAGGUUCCAAAGAAGCAUCGAAACUCUUCGCUCAAGAAGAAAGAGGGAGGAGGCACGGGAAGCUCGAGACGAGAGGAGGACAGGAGCCCGGAUAACAAUGGCGGCUGUAGCUCCUCUGAGGCAACGUAGAGAUUAUUUAUAUGAGCUCCUGGGACGAGAUCUUCGCCGCUUAAACUGUAUACUCGAUUGGCUUGACGAUUAUAUGAGAAAUGAAAUUCUCAUUCAUAAAUAUAAUGACCGGACCACUACACGACUUUUUUGCUGAUAUAUCUCAAAAUGCGAAUAUGCGAUCCUCCUUUUUUU
Molecule: messenger RNA, 3301 nt
Organism: Selaginella moellendorffii
Lineage: Eukaryota; Viridiplantae; Streptophyta; Lycopodiopsida; Selaginellales; Selaginellaceae
Product: glutamate receptor 3.3
Exons: 6
Coding region: 185-3127 (980 amino acids)
Cellular component (GO): plasma membrane
Molecular function (GO): glutamate-gated receptor activity
Source: RefSeq, a predicted model, not a curated record